CAAUCUCUGAUUCUUCACCAGAUCCAAGAUCACAUCAUCGCCACAUCACCCUAGCAAAUCAUCCGACCAGACACCACCAAUCAGGACGCAAAGAUGGCCUCGAUUACGAUCGCAAACCUCCCGACCGAGAUCCUGACCCAAAUCUUCGGCAACUUCUGUCUCCACUGCUGCGGGGAACACGACCAGCCCUGCGAUAUAGGGCACUUGCGUGACCCCCUAGCACAAGAGCGGGGACAGAUGCGAAGGAGCCGGUCGUGGUACUACAAGCACUACCGGCUCCCGCUGUGCGAGCUGAGCUUCGUGUCGCGGCGGUUCCGCGGCAUUGCGCAGUCGGUCCUCCACCACGAGUUUGUCCUGGGAAUUGGCGAUUCCUGGCAGGCCUCGGGCUUCCAGUGGGACAGCCGCCUCGUUCUGUUUAUGCGGACCAUGAGGCGGCGACCCGACCUGGCCAACCUCGUCAAGGUCGUCUCUGUCCACCGGCUUCUCUUCCAGUCGAUCCGCCAACACCACGCCAGCACCGCACUCGAUCAAUGCGCCAGUGCCUCGGGAAUCCCCCUGCCCGCUGCUUGGAGGCGACGCGCCGCGCGAAUCGCAGCGCUCCCCCUCGACGACAGACCACAACUCCCCGUUGACGAGUUUGCCGAGUACGCCGACUCGAUUAUGCUACAUCGACAGAGCAUGCCUACCGUAGGUGCUAUGUCCUGGCUGGCACAAGAAUUCACGCCUUACCACGAACGAAAGGAGAACUCGGUCGACGGCGAGAUGCUCGCCAUGCUGCUUUCCCAGCUGCCGAAUCUGGAGCAUCUGAUCACCCAGGAUCCCGAACGAGACAUGUCCCCACUCCCGAACGGCGCGCUCAAGGCACUCAACGUGUCCCAUCUGCCGCUCAAGACUCUCGACGUGGAUAUCCUGCCUGGCCCAAUCAUCGAAAUGGCCUCCGGCUUGGAGACACUUAACCUUCGCAACGUCGCGUUUGUGGGCACCGCGGUCCCUUCCAUGCCAAAUCUGAAGGCUCUCCGGAUGUAUGACCUUAGCAUGAGCGACUAUGAUCUCCGGGUCCUGCUCUCUGCCUGCUCCGGUGGCCUCCGUACAUUUGUUUAUGACGCGCCCCAAUACGAAGAGGGCGAAGAACACUUUCGACUUUGCCCCGCAGUCAAGCACCUUUACAGGCACAGAGACACUCUAGAGCGCUUGAACAUCGAUUUACGCGCCAACCACAACCCUAUCAGCCACGUAGACGAUUUUUCUCUUACAGACUUCACCGCUCUGAAGCAUCUGCUACUCAGCACCAAUGCAAUCAUCAUUCCCUUCAGCCAACGAAAGAACACUGAUUUCCUCGCCAACCGUCUUCCCUCUUCAAUCGUCUCAUUGUCCUUCCCAAACGUUCAGUGCGACACGAAGUUGAGCAUUUCGAAAGGGCUUUUCGGUCUUUGUGAGCGAAUGAGGCUUCAACCAUCGCAAUUUCCGAAGCUCCGACAGGUCAUUUGUGACGGACUGGCUCGAUACCCUGACAACUUACUGGAAAAUAUGUUCGAGGCAGUGGAUGUCGUGUUUCGAUACGAGCGCUGGGAGGUAGCCCGCCAUCUUUGCCGUCCCCAACAGUUUGUCGGGGAAUCCACAGUUCCGAUCCACAUCCGUUUUAACUAAUUGGCCGGGCUUCAAAUGAUCACGAAUGCGCUAUUCAGCCGAAGACCGAGCAUGCGAGUAUGACCUUGUUUUUUCAGGCGCCAGACGAUGACUUCUAACGACUUUCGGAGUUCUCAAUACGGGGCAGGUGGAUGGAUGGAAUCUCAAUUUUAAUAGAAUCCUUGAUUUAGUUUUUUUAUGCAGCUGUAUUGUUCAAUCAUUAUUUGACACGUCCUUGA
Molecule: messenger RNA, 1865 nt
Organism: Ilyonectria robusta
Lineage: Eukaryota; Fungi; Ascomycota; Sordariomycetes; Hypocreales; Nectriaceae
Exons: 1
Coding region: 94-1647 (517 amino acids)
Source: RefSeq, a predicted model, not a curated record